Melospiza melodia melodia is the source of this 3591-nucleotide messenger RNA. It is a transcript of the gene ANPEP, whose product is annotated as alanyl aminopeptidase, membrane. Bases 455 to 3415 code for a protein of 986 amino acids. Gene Ontology annotation, molecular function: metalloaminopeptidase activity; peptide binding; zinc ion binding. Lineage: Eukaryota; Metazoa; Chordata; Aves; Passeriformes; Passerellidae. The transcript is spliced from 21 exons. The record is from RefSeq and is a predicted model, not a curated record. Gene Ontology annotation, biological process: peptide catabolic process; proteolysis. Gene Ontology annotation, cellular component: plasma membrane; cytoplasm.
AGCUUAACCCUUCCCCAGCUGGCCAAUAGCCUGGAGGUCAAGGAGCUGGGCAACCUGCUGUGUCCUCUUCCCUGCUGGCUCUCCUUUUCCUCUGCUUCCUCCUAUUUCUCCUCCUCCUUGUCGUGUCGUAGGUGCCGGCGAAGGGUGCAGGGCCUGGCCAGCGCUGGGGAAGGACUCCAGGGGUCCAGGCCCACAGCUCCUGCACGCUCCCCGAUGGUGCCACCCCCCAUUGCCAGCUCUGCCCCUGCAGCAGCGGCGCCGGGCCGUGGUGCUCCUGCCAGGCUGAGGGGCGGGUGGGUGGAAAGCUCAUCCCAGGGCGUGUCACCGCCCUGAACCCCAUGGCCAUUUAAUCCUUCACCCAUUAACUUGGACUAAUAAACCUCGUGCGAGCGAGAGGCUAAAAGCCGUGCUUGCACCAGCGCCGUCUCUGCCAGUGCCGCUCCUGCUGCCCACCAUGGCAGGUGGCUUCUUCAUCAGCAAGACCGUGGGCAUCGUGGCCAUCGUGCUGGGCCUGGGGGCUGUGGCCACCAUCAUUGCACUCUCGGUGGUGUACGCCCAGGAAAAGAACAAGGGCAUAUCAGAUGUGGGCACCAGCACCACGGCCAGCCCUGGCACCAGCACCAGCACCACGGCCAGCCCUGGCACCAACACCAGCACCAGCACCAGCACCAGCACCAGCACCACCACCCCUGCCCCCAACAACCCCUGGAACCAGUGGAGGUUGCCGGCCACGCUGAAGCCAGAGUUCUAUGAGGUGUCCCUGCAGCCCUUCCUGAAGCCUGAUGCCAACAACAUGUACAUCUUCAAGGGGAACAGCAGUGUGGUGUUCCUGUGUGAGGAAGCCACCGACCUCAUCCUCAUCCACAGCAAGAACCUGAACUACACCAUGCAGGGCACAUUCCAUGCCACCCUGCAGGCAGAGGAUGGUGGCACACUCCCUGCCAUCUCCCGCACCUGGCUGGAGACUCCCACCCAGUACCUGGUGCUGCAGCUGGGCGCUCCCCUGCAGCAGGGCAAGCGGUACCGGCUGUCCAGCAGCUUCACCGGGGAGCUGGCCGAUGACCUGGCUGGCUUCUAUCGCAGCGAAUACACGGAUGCCUCGGGCAACAAGCAGGUGGUGGCCACCACACAGAUGCAGGCGGCUGACGCACGCAAGGCUUUCCCCUGCUUCGACGAGCCGGCCAUGAAAGCCAACUUCACAGUGACACUGAUCUACCCCUCUGGCUAUAAGGCCAUUUCCAACAUGCCUGACGAAAACACCACGCAGCAGGAGAUUGGUGGAGAAAUCUGGAGCGUCACCAAGUUUUACACCACUCCCCGGAUGUCCACAUACCUUCUGGCCUUCAUUGUCAGCCAGUUCGAACCCGUGGAGAAUAACACGGGGAAGACACUGAUUCGCAUCUGGGGCCGCCCCGAAGCCAUCAAAGAGGGCCAGGGCACCUACGCUCUCAAAGUCACUGGUCCCAUCCUCAACUUCUUUGAGAAGCAUUACAACACGGCCUACCCGCUCCCCAAGUCUGACCAGGUUGGCCUCCCCGAUUUCAAUGCGGGUGCCAUGGAGAACUGGGGGCUGGUGACCUACCGGGAGAACUCGCUGCUCUUCGAUGCUGAGUACUCCUCCAUCGGCAACAAGGAGCGGGUGGUGACCGUCAUCGCCCACGAGCUGGCACACCAGUGGUUUGGGAAUUUGGUGACGCUGCGGUGGUGGAACGACCUGUGGCUGAACGAGGGCUUCGCCUCGUACGUGGAGUACCUGGGUGCCGACUCUGCUGAGCCCGACUGGAACAUUAAAGACCUGAUGGUGCUGAACGAGCUGCAUACCGUGAUGGCCACCGACGCCCUGGCCAGCUCCCACCCGCUCUCCUUCCGCGAGGAGGAGAUCAACACCCCAGCCCAGAUCAGCGAAGUCUUCGACAGCAUCGCCUACAGCAAGGGAGCAUCGGUGCUGCGGAUGCUCUCGAGCUUCCUUAGCGAGGACAUCUUCAAGGAGGGGUUGCAGUCCUACCUCCACACCUUCUCCUACAGCAACACCAUCUACUCUGACCUCUGGGUCCAUCUGCAGCAGGCGGUGGACAAGAACAAGGUCCAGCUGCCUGACAGUAUCAGCAACAUCAUGGACCGCUGGACGCUGCAGAUGGGCUUCCCUGUGGUCACUGUCGACACCCGCAGCGGCGCCGUCCGCCAGGCCCAUUUCCUGCUGGACCCCACAUCUUCUGUGGACAGACCCUCUGUCUUCAACUACACCUGGAUCGUCCCCAUCACCUGGAUGACAGGCAGUGGCCGCAGGAACGACACCUGGCUGACCAAAGUCACAGACACCAACAACGACUUCAGGCUCACCAGCCCCGACUGGCUCCUGCUGAACCUCAAUGUCACCGGGUACUUCCGUGUCAAUUACAACCAGGAGAACUGGAAUCAGCUCGUCCAGCAGCUUGACACUAACCACUCGGUCUUCCCUGUGAUCAACCGUGCCCAGAUCAUUGAUGACGCCUUUAACCUGGCCAGGGCCAAGUACGUGGAUGUGACCUUGGCUCUGAACACGACACGGUUCCUGAGCCGGGAGACGGAAUACAUGCCCUGGCAGGCAGCACUCACCAACCUCAAGUACUUCAAGCUGAUGUUUGACCGCAGCGAGGUCUUUGGGGCCAUGUCGGCAUACAUGAAAAAGCAGGUGACCCCUCUCUUUGAGCACUACAAGAAACUCACCAAUAACUGGAGCACUCGCCUCAAUGAUAGCUUGCUGAUGGUCCAGUACAACGAGGCCAAUGCCAUCAGCACCGCCUGCUCCUACGGUGUCACCGAUUGCCAGCAUUUGGCUGCCAACUACUUGAGCCAGUGGCAGAACAGCACCAGCAGCCCCAACCCGGUCCCCCCGAACCUGCGCUCGGCCAUCUACUGCAGCAUGGUGGCCACGGGCGGGGAUGAUGCCUGGCAGUUCCUCUGGAAGAAGUUCCAGGAGGCCCGUGUGGUGUCUGAGGCCGACAAGCUCCGCACAGCCCUCGCCUGCAGCCCCGACCCCUGGAUCCUCAGCCGGUACCUGCAGUACACCCUCGACCCUACCAAGAUCCGGAAGCAGGAUGCCACCUCCACCAUCAACAGCAUUGCCAGCAACGUCGUGGGGCAGUCCCUGGCCUGGGACUUCAUCCGUGCCAACUGGAGGACGCUCUUCACCCAGUAUGGCGGCGGCUCCUUCUCCUUCUCCCGCCUGAUUUUAUCUGUGACCCAGCGCUUCUCCACAGAGUUUGAGCUGCAACAGCUGGAGCAGUUCAAGGAGGACAACCAGGACAUCGGGUUCGGGUCGGGGACGCGGGCGCUGGAGCAGGCGCUGGAGCAGACCCGCGCUAACAUCAAGUGGGUGGAGGAGAACAAGGCCGCGGUGCAGAGCUGGUUUGAGAGCGAGACCCGGACCAAAUAAGAGGCGCCUGUGAUUCCCUGGCCUCCAGGACGGACCCUCGGCCACUCCAGCCCCCGCACUGCCAGGAAUGGGCUGACGCCUGCAUGAUGGGCACGGGGAACUCGGGGUCUGGCCAAGGGGAGGCCAGGCUGAUGCGCUCUGGGCAGUAAAUAAAAACUUGCCCAGUUUCCAGGGCA